CUUCUCAGAUCUUCUGAGAUUUAAUCCAACAUUGUUCGCAAUGAAACACCCAACACUUCCACCAGUAGGGUGUUUCGUAUUCGCUUCAACGAGGUCAACUUCAUUGAUUGAAAACAUUUGUUUCAUUACACUUUUGCUACGAGCGCCAAUGAUUUAAAUGCCUGAUCGUUUUGAAAUCAACAUCGCAGAAUGUUAACGCUCGUUGCAGUCGCCUGCCUUGCGUGCCUCCUGGUUUGGGACUAUUUCCUAAAACGGCGGAGGAAUCGAGUCCUUAACGAAUCCGGCAUACGAGGUCCUACAUCGAUAGUACCCGUCAUUGGAGAUUCCUGGGUAGCAUUGGGAAACAACACUUCAAACGUUUUCAAUUUGUUUGCGACCCUGGGUCAAAAAUAUGGCAAAGUCUUUCGCGUGUGGUUAUUCAAUGAACUGAUGCUGGUAACUAAAGAUGUCAAAUUUUUUGAGACUAUUUUGAGUAGCCAAGGAUUCAUUUCGAAAGCCUUUAUUUACGACAUGCUUUCGCCGUGGCUAGGCGACGGCCUGUUACUUAGUUCGGGCUCAAAAUGGCACAGUCGACGCAAAAUGUUGACCCCCACAUACCAUUUUAAAAUACUGGAGCAAUUCGUAGAGGUGUUCGAUCAACAGAGUCGGGUUUUGGUUAAACGGCUAUACAACGUGGCCGAUGGCAAGACGGCACUUGAUAUGUUUCCAGUCAUCUGUCUUACGGCCCUCGACAUUAUAACCGAAACAGCUAAGGGUGUCAAGGUCAAUGCUCAAGAUCAUCCCGAAUUCCCCUAUGCCAAGUCGGUAAAAGAUGCAACAAAUGUGAUUGCCACAAGGGCCAUGAAACCGGUUCAAUACUUCCAACUCGGAUUUCUACUGACAGCCUUUCCCUCGUAUCUGAAACUUAGGAAGAGCAUACAAGUCAUGCAUGAAUUUACGGACAAAGUAAUUGCUGAUAGAAAACGCAAACUGGAGUCAGGUUUCAAUAGUAAAGCGGGGCCAUUACCGUCCGCGGACAUCGUGGAUGAUAUUGGACAGAAAAAACGCAUGACGUUUCUGGAUGUCCUCCUGCAAUCGAACAUCAAUGGACGUCCCUUGACGCACGAGGAAAUACGUGAAGAGGUCGACACAUUUAUGUUCGAGGGCCAUGACACCACGACCAGUGGCAUAUCACACUGUUUAUACCUAUUAUCACGUCAUCCGCACAUACAGCAGAAAGUCCUACAGGAAAUCUCCGAUGUUAUGGGAGAGAAUGUAGAGAAGAGAAUAACUAUGAGAGAAUUGCAAGAUUUGAAGUACUUAGAGGCUGUUAUCAAGGAGACUUUACGUUUAUAUCCUUCAGUGCCAAUAAUCGCACGCUAUACCGACAAGGACGUGGAAGUGGAUGGACAAAUUAUACCGGCCAAGAGCACGGUCACUCUAUUGGUAUAUGCCCUCGCCAGAGAUCCCGACAUAUUUCCAAAUCCCGAUGAAUUCAUUCCAGAUCGCUUCUUCAGUUACCAGGCUGAGAAAUACAAUCCAUUUGCAUAUACGCCAUUUUCGGCCGGACCCCGCAAUUGCAUUGGCCAAAAGUUUGCAAUUCUGGAAAUGAAGACAACAAUAUCGAUGAUACUGCGACAAUUUGAGCUCUUGCCCCUUGGGGCGGAAGUGGUGCCUCAGAUGAAUAUGAUUCUACGCUCGGCUACUGGCAUUAACUUGGGCCUUAGGCCACGCAUCAAAUAAUAGUCAUGCAAUAAUAAAAAUAUAUCAUAAGAUAGUAAUAUCUUGGAAGUUUAGUUUUUCAUUAAUUAUUUUUUAUUAUAUUUUAGAGGUCAUCGGUCAGAAAUUUACUGUACAAAAUACUUUGUACAUACUUUUGAGUGCGGCUGAGGCGCUGGGAAAAUCUAACCAUUAAAAAUAAAUAUUUAAAAAUUGUCAAUUUCCCAGUGGUCAUAAAAUAUCACAUGUGUACAAUUCAGUGAUCUUGUGCGCUGUCGCAUACGAUAAUGUGUAGGAUAAUAAAGGUCAUAACCCACACACACAGAUAUUGAUGCGCCAGUAGGUAGCCAAGAUCACUUGAAUGAAGGGACACGCAGCCAUGUAAUGUUUCCUUUUAAAUCUAAUAAUAGAUAAGAACAAUUGUGUGGCUGCGACUAGGUUAAGUUAGAUUAGUUUCAGUAGUACGUAAGGAACAUAUUUUAAAAAUAAAAUUAGAAUUGAACCAACAGCCACACGAUACGGUUGUGUUUUCUCUUCUCCCGCUAACAUAUGGUCAAUCGAGCCUUCACUUUUUUAUAAAGUGGAAAUAACUAGCGGCCGUAAAAAAAUUGUAGGAGUUUUCCCCCACCAGUGGUAAGAGACUCACUACAAGCAGAAAUAGAUAUUCUCCAGAAAUAGAGGAGAAUUUCUACAAAAAACAAAGUCCGUUAAGGCAUUUUAAAUAUAAGACCAUAGGGGCAUUUUGAAAUAGCCGAAGGGACUAAUUUGAAAAAAAAAAAGCCAUAGGGGCAAAAAUAAAGCGAAAAGAGGACAACAAAAGUCCCAAAAAAAAAAAAUAUAUAUAUACAUAAAAAUAAAUUUUGAAAAGAGGACAUCAAUUAGUCCAAGUUAAAACUCAAAAAGAAUUCCGAAAAAAAAAAAAAAAAAAAUGGAUCAAGAAGCAAAAUUUUUGGUCUUGGCUGACUAUUUCUGCACAACAUUGGCAUCGGCGACUCAAUUUAAAAAAAUUCGUAACGUGAACAAGUAUAAGAUUCUUGUUGAAAACACGUAUUACGUUUUACAACAAACGUUGAAAAGUUUUAAAAAGUACAUUCCUCAGAGAAUCCAGGAAAGUUCAGUAGCAGUGGAUAAAUGCCUUGUGUUAGCGCAUAAAUUAAUGGCGACGAGAACACGAGGUUGCAAGUUGAAUGGAGAUACUGCACAAGCGGAAAUUGAAGAAUGCUUAAAACCACCAGGACCCUGGAGAAUUGAACUGGAGUACUAUUUCCUUAAUCCGGAGGAAGUAGCAAUGGAAGCUGAGGAGUGUGCAAAUAUUGUAUUUCCCACCUUUGGGCUGACAACAGAGCAGAGGCCCUCGAAGACCACAAGUUGUGGAAAAGAUGCAAAGGGUGAUAUUACAUGCCCUUUGGAUGAUAAAAGAGAAGCGGAAUAUUGUAUUGGUGAUCGAGACACUCUUGAAAUGGCUAGAAGAUAUUGGCUAUUUUAUCCACAUGAUUGCGAAUGUGACUGGUGUGUUUUUGUUGCAGCUCGAAACUUUGAGGAUAUGAAUAUAUUCCCGCCGGCAAGUCCUAACUCGGAGGAAAAAGUUAGAGCUCUUACCCAAAAUAAUGAAGAGGGAAGACUCAAUACUGCAUCACAAUUAGCCGAAUCAGCUUCCCGAAUCAAAAUAUUAGAAGAUGGCCUGAAAACCGCUAAUGAUGAAAAACUGGGGCUUGAAGAUUUGGUGCAGUCCUUGCUAACUAAAUUUGAAAGAGACAUACAGGCCAUUGAAGAAAAAGCUCAAAAGCAACGGCGUGACCUGGAAAACCAAGUCCAAGAUCUGGAAGCUAAGCUGGAACAUCAAAAGAAAAAAUUGGAAGCCAUCGUAGAAAAACUCGACACAUCAGAGGAAGUCAGCAGUGACAAAAUGGACAAGCAUGUACAAAAAGUGUCCUUGGACAAUAUGAAUUUGAGAAGCCACAGGGAACAGAACCACCAACAAGAGAAGAGCAAAAAAAGAAAUCCGGUGUAUAUUGGUACUUCUCUAAAAGACACGUUUGGCAAAGAUAACGAUAAAUGCAUCGAGGAAGCGGAGAAAAAAGAGCGCGACAAGGUAAAGAGGAAUAGAAUUAAUAACAAACACCGGGAAUCCUCAUUGAAGCAACCGCGUAUAAAAUACAUCAGCAAUGACCUAACCUUGGAUGCCCUACGAAAAAAUGACUCCUUGGAUGAUCGCAGCCAGCAACUACCAAAUCACAAGUCGCCAAAGAAUUAUAAAGCUUGGAAGUUAAAACCGGCAGAUAAGGGUGGUGGUAUUGGCGAGCGAGGCUGGAUAGAUAAGUGGAGCCGUUUCCUGCAAGCGGUUACCUAGGAUAAUUUAUAUAAUAUAAUCAUUUUCAAAGCUAUAUGUCUAAAUAUUUUUUAUAUAAUCCUCUUCAUGAUCCAUUUUUAAAUACAGUCCACUAAAAAUAUACACAUUUAAGCCGCCCGGGAGAAUGUACAAAAUACUUUGUACAUACUUUUGAGUGCGGCUGAGGCGCUGGGAAAAUCUAACCAUUAAAAAUAAAUAUUUAAAAAUUGUCAAUUUCCCAGUGGUCAUAAAAUAUCACAUGUGUACAAUUCAGUGAUCUUGUGCGCUGUCGCAUACGAUAAUGUGUAGGAUAAUAAAGGUCAUAACCCACACACACAGAUAUUGAUGCGCCAGUAGGUAGCCAAGAUCACUUGAAUGAAGGGACACGCAGCCAUGUAAUGUUUCCUUUUAAAUCUAAUAAUAGAUAAGAACAAUUGUGUGGCUGCGACUAGGUUAAGUUAGAUUAGUUUCAGUAGUACGUAAGGAACAUAUUUUAAAAAUAAAAUUAGAAUUGAAUCAACA
This is a messenger RNA of Musca domestica (house fly), 4549 nucleotides long. RefSeq names its product probable cytochrome P450 4d14. The transcript has 6 exons. The coding region runs from base 190 to 1722 and encodes 510 amino acids. Gene Ontology annotation, molecular function: monooxygenase activity; iron ion binding; oxidoreductase activity, acting on paired donors, with incorporation or reduction of molecular oxygen. NCBI's taxonomy places the organism in Eukaryota, Metazoa, Arthropoda, Insecta, Diptera, Muscidae. The record is from RefSeq and is a predicted model, not a curated record.